Lepisosteus oculatus (spotted gar) is the source of this 2262-nucleotide messenger RNA. RefSeq names its product G protein-coupled receptor kinase 5. Lineage: Eukaryota; Metazoa; Chordata; Actinopteri; Semionotiformes; Lepisosteidae. Gene Ontology annotation, cellular component: cytoplasm. The record is from RefSeq and is a predicted model, not a curated record. Gene Ontology annotation, molecular function: ATP binding; G protein-coupled receptor kinase activity. Gene Ontology annotation, biological process: protein phosphorylation; signal transduction; regulation of signal transduction.
GCAUCUGAAAUACUAAACCAGCAACGAGCCCAAGGGGAGGAGGAUGUAGUGAGAAAUACAAUAAAUAAAUUACUGUAUGAGAGAGAGAGGAAAAAAGAAGAGCCUCCUAAUGAAAGGCUGUCAAUGGAGCUGGAGAAUAUUGUUGCUAAUACAGUCCUGUUGAAAGCCAGAGAAGGUGGAGGAGGAAAACGGAAGGGAAAAAGCAAGAAGUGGAAGGAAAUCCUAAAGUUUCCACAUAUAAGUGAGUGUGAAGAGCUGCGCAAAAGUAUAGACAGAGAGUACUACAGCUUGUGCUACAGACAGCCAAUUGGCAAGCUACUCUUCCGCCAGUUCUGUGAAACCCGACCAGAAUUUCAGCGCUGUAUAAAGUUUCUAAACUCCGUGGUAGAGUAUGAAGUUACCCCAGAUGAGAAGUUGGGUGCAAACGGAAAGGAAAUUAUCAGUACAUACCUCAGUCCAGAGUCUUCAGAUUACAUACCAGAAAUAAGUUUAGACCUCAUUAAUGAAACAAAAGAAAAACAUGAGCUCAGCCCCUGCAAGGAGCUGUUCUCUCACUGUGUGAAAUCUGUCCAAGACUACCUGAGUGGGGCUCCAUUCCAGGAGUACCAGGAGAGCAUGUAUUUCGAUAGGUUUCUACAGUGGAAGUGGUUAGAAAGGUUACCUGUAACAAAGAAUACAUUUAGACAGUACAGAGUUCUAGGAAAAGGUGGAUUUGGGGAGGUAUGUGCCUGCCAGGUCCGAGCUACAGGAAAGAUGUAUGCUUGCAAAAGGCUGGAGAAGAAGAGGAUAAAAAAGAGGAAAGGGGAGGCUAUGGCUUUAAACGAGAAACAGAUCUUAGAAAAAGUCAACAGCAGGUUUGUAGUUAAUUUGGCUUAUGCUUAUGAAACAAAGGAUGCACUGUGUUUAGUCCUGACAAUAAUGAAUGGAGGUGAUUUGAAGUUUCACAUCUAUAAUAUGGGGAACCCAGGCUUUGAAGAAGAUCGAGCCUUGUUUUAUGCAGCAGAGAUCCUCUGUGGCUUGGAGGACCUUCACAGAGAAUUUAUCGUUUACAGGGAUUUGAAACCAGAAAACAUCUUGUUAGAUGACUAUGGCCACAUUAGGAUAUCAGACCUGGGUCUCGCUGUGAAGAUUCCUGAGGGUGAGACUAUACGAGGCCGGGUAGGAACUGUUGGUUAUAUGGCCCCAGAGGUACUGAAUAAUCAGCGUUAUGCCCUGUGUCCUGACUACUGGGGCCUCGGCUGUCUGAUCUACGAGAUGAUCGCUGGGCAGUCGCCAUUCCGCGGCCGCAAAGAGAAGGUGAAGCGAGAGGAGGUGGACAAGAGGGUGCUGGAAAUUGAAGAGAGUUACUCUGAUAAAUUCUCUGAAGAGGCCAAGUGUGUUUGUAAAUUGUUAUUAACCAAAGACCCAAAGGAGAGGCUUGGAUGCAGAGGAGAAGGAGCAUCAGAAGUAAAGCGACACCCAUUCUUUAAGUCUAUUAACUUUAAACGCUUAGAAGCUGGAAUAUUGGAGCCACCUUUUGUGCCUGAUCCUCGUGCCGUGUACUGUAAAGAUGUCCUAGAUAUUGAACAAUUUUCCACUGUGAAGGGGGUUAACUUGGACCAAACAGAUGAUGACUUCUAUUCCAAGUUUGCAACAGGGUCUGUUUCCAUACCAUGGCAGAAUGAGAUGAUUGAAACCGAGUGUUUCAGUGAGCUGAACACAUUUGGGACAAUUGGAGAGCUUCCCCAAGACCUGGACAGGAGCUACCUCCCAGAGCCACCCAAGAAAGGAAUACUUCACCGCUUCUUUCGACGUCAGCAUCACCAAAACAACUCUAACAGCCCUUCAAACUCCAAGACCCAUUCCAACCACCAUGUGAAUUCCAAUCACGUGACCUCGAACUCCACGGGCAGCAGCUAGUGAAGAGCCUUUGAACGGUCGCCACUGCCCCUAGCCCACCCUCUGGCUGCGUCCUCCAGCGUUGGUGAGAGCCGAAAGCGAAAUGGGAACUCCUGGAAAAGCUGUAAUGGUUUAGGAGGGGCAGAGACAGUAAUUGCUGAUAUCCACCCAGUCCACACAAUGGAGCUGUUCAUUCAUUCCACAGUGACAGUCAGAGCCUCUUUCUGGAUGGAGAUGUUCCAGUUCCACUCAGGUUUAUACCACAGUUGAUGCGCGCAAGAUCAACAGCAAAACAAGUCUCCUUAGAACAUUGCAAUAGCAAAAUUAAUAAAACCAAGCUAUGUACAAGACUACUUGCACGUAUUAAAGAAACAUGACAUUGGA